AUGGCUCCCUCGACCCUUUCUUUACCUAAACUAUUGCUGCUAGCUAUUGGCUUGAUGUUGUGUGGUACCACGUUGGUGCUGGUGGAGGGCCGUAUUCCUCUUUUAGAAGAUGGCCAUACACACUUCGGGGCCCGUGUUCCUUCUGUAGUACACAAUAUUUCUCCUGUAGUACACACCCAGGGCCAGACAAACAGUCUGACGAAGUUCGGCAAAGAAAUGGUGGACCAGCACAAUGUAGUUCGUAAGUCAUUGGGGUUAGGGCCUUUGACAUGGAAUGAGACGGUGGCAGAAUACGCACAGAGAUAUGCGGAUCAGAGAUCUGGGGAUUGCCAACUCGUACACUCACAAGGACCAUAUGGGGAGAACCUCUACUGGGCCUCAGGCGCUGCUGAGUUAGAGACUGCCGCAGCUGCCGUGAAGGCAUGGGUAGAUGAGAAGAGCGACUACGACUAUGCCACCAACACUUGCGUCAAUGGCAAGAUGUGCGGGCACUACACCCAGGUUGUGUGGAAGAACUCCCAACAACUCGGCUGUGCCUCCGUCAAAUGCUCCGACAAUGCUUACUUGUCCGUCUGUAGUUAUUACCCUCCUGGGAAUUACGUUGGAGAACGCCCUUACUAA
Molecule: messenger RNA, 621 nt
Organism: Telopea speciosissima
Lineage: Eukaryota; Viridiplantae; Streptophyta; Magnoliopsida; Proteales; Proteaceae
Product: pathogenesis-related protein 1A-like
Exons: 1
Coding region: 1-621 (206 amino acids)
Cellular component (GO): extracellular region
Source: RefSeq, a predicted model, not a curated record